AUGGUUGACAAACGUGCAUUCAAUGAAAUGCUCAUUGACGAGGUUGAGAAGCGCCCCAUUCUUUGGGACCUAUCAGAUAAGGAGUAUAAAAAUAAUGACAAGAAGAAACAUGUCUGGAAUACCAUAGGUACUAUCCUGGGAUUUGAAGGACCAAAAGCAACGAAGCGGUGGAAGUCACUACGUGACACUUAUGUUAAAAAGAAAAGAGAUGUCAGUGCCCCAAGAAGUGGAGCAGGUGCGGACGAAGUUGUCGUGGUCUGCUGGGCAUAUUUUAAGCGGAUGACGUUUCUCAACGACACCUUGGAAUAUACACAGAUCAGCGGAAACUUGCCAGCAAUGGAGGACCGGUCACACACAACAGAAGCCUGCGAGCUCUCCCCUGCACAGCUUUUGCUCCAAUAUAUGUGCGAUGACACAAGCGCUGAUGCAAGCAUCCUGCCAGAGUCCCAAGAGCCUAUGAAUGUGACAGAGCCACCGUGCCCAAGUGCAUCGUCAAGCCGUCCAUAUCCAGUUUCUACUAUCGGUAUGAAUGGUGCACCAGGCGCACCUCGGAAGAAACGACGCACCGAGAAGCCAUUUGAUAAAGAAAUCAACCUGCUUGGCCAACUGGCAUGUAAGGAAACAGACUCAGCCGAACACUUCGGCUCAGUGAUAGCCGAGAAGCUCCGCCAGUGCCCAAAGCAACAACGGUCUGCCAUGGAGAUUGAGCUGCUGCAAACUGCGGCAAAGUAUCCACCUUGUGAAUAA
Messenger RNA from Ixodes scapularis (black-legged tick), 747 nucleotides. RefSeq names its product transcription factor Adf-1-like. The record is from RefSeq and is a predicted model, not a curated record. Gene Ontology annotation, biological process: regulation of transcription by RNA polymerase II. Bases 1 to 747 code for a protein of 248 amino acids. The transcript has 3 exons. Gene Ontology annotation, cellular component: nucleus; transcription regulator complex. Lineage: Eukaryota; Metazoa; Arthropoda; Arachnida; Ixodida; Ixodidae.